Molecule: messenger RNA, 1598 nt
Organism: Caenorhabditis angaria
Lineage: Eukaryota; Metazoa; Nematoda; Chromadorea; Rhabditida; Rhabditidae
Source: the annotation of a GenBank genome assembly
AUGGAUCGAGCAAAGAAAAAGUGAGUGUGGCCGUGGCCUAGAAAACCAAACCCCAAACAAACCAAAAACUCUUCCAGAUUCGCGUCGGCCAUCGAUGGGCUUCGAUCGUUGCACAAUCGAACCGAAAUCAAUAUCGAGGAGAAAGUUCAGCCGGAGCAUUGUUGUUUGACUACGGUAGGGUGGUUUUUUGCGCGCGAAAAUUUGAAUUUUCAAAAAAAAAAUUUCAGGUUGUUCGUCACGGGCUUCCAGAUGACUCCAGAUGUAUGGCUUUUGAUCCGGUUCAAAGAUUGAUGGCGAUUGGAACUGGCCGAGGACAAGUUCGGAUAAUUGGUAGGUCAAAAGUGGGCGGGGCUUAGUGGGGGGGUGCAAGCUCCGCAUGGUUUUUGGGGCGGGGCUUAGAAACCUGUGAAAAAAGUGUGCGGUGACAUUGCAAAACUGCAAGAGCCGCAUAGUUUUUCUGCGCCCGCCAAAUUCAAAAAAUUCGAAAAAUUUCAGGUGAUGCCGGUGUUGAUUAUUUGCUACGUCACGAAUCCGAGUCCGCCGUCAUGCACAUGCAAUUUUUGAUCAACGAAGGCGGUUUGAUCACGGCAUGUGCCAAUGAUAUGAUACAUUUGUGGAAUUAUCGACAAAAAGUGGGUUUCUAGGCCACCAGCAUUGUAUUUCUGGGUUUCUAGGCCACCAACAUCGUAUUUUUGGGUUUUCUAGGACACCAAAAUCGUGUUUUUGGGUUUCUAGGCCACCAAAAUCGUGUUUUUGGGUUUCUAGGCCGUCAACAGCGUGUUUUUGGGUUUCUAGGCCACCAAAAUCGUGUUUUUGGGUUUCUAGGCCACCAAAAUCGUAUUUUCGGGUUUCUAGGCCACCAAGAUCGUUUUUUUGGGGUUCUAGGCCAUCAACAUCGUGUUUGUGGGUUUCUAGGCCACCAAAAUCGUAUUUUUGGGUUUCUAGGCCAUCAACAUCGUGUUUUUGGGUUUCUAGGCCAUAAACAUUGUUUAUUUGGGUUUCUAGGCCACCAACAUCGUAUUUGUGGGUUUCUAGGCCACCGAAAUCCUGUUUUUGGGUUUCUAGGCCACCAAAAUCGUGUUUUUUGGGUUUCUAGGCCAGCAAAAUCGUGUUUCUGGGUUUCUAGACCACCAAAAUCGUGUUUUUGGUUUUCUAGGCCACGCCUUGGUUUUCUAGGCCACCAAUUUCAAAUUUGCAGGUUCCUGAAGUCGUGCAUUCAGUUCAACUCAACAAAGAAGCCGUGACAGCAAUUCAUUUACCAAUUUCCGGAAAAUGGCUUUACGUGGGAACCGACAAGGUUUGUACUUAAUUUGACUGCGUACCUUCUUUGCCUGAGUAUCAAACGUCUUUUCCAGGGUAACGUUUAUUUCGUCUCGGUCGCCACAUUCCAACUCAGCUCCUACGUCAUCAAUUGGAACAAAGCCAUCGAUUUGUCGUGUCGAAUUCAUCCGGGCCCAGUCCGACAAUUAUCCGUCAGCCCACAAGAUCCGACGAAAAUUCUCAUCGCCUAUGAUAAAGGCGUUUUGGUGCAAUGGAAUUUGGCGAAUAAGGAGGUGGAUAGGUUUCCGUUGGAUCCGCCGGUUAAAAGUGUUUGGUGA